Pectinophora gossypiella (pink bollworm) is the source of this 1464-nucleotide messenger RNA. It is a transcript of the gene nab, whose product is annotated as NGFI-A-binding protein homolog. Lineage: Eukaryota; Metazoa; Arthropoda; Insecta; Lepidoptera; Gelechiidae. Gene Ontology annotation, cellular component: nucleus. The record is from RefSeq and is a predicted model, not a curated record. Bases 1 to 1464 code for a protein of 487 amino acids. Gene Ontology annotation, molecular function: transcription coregulator activity; transcription factor binding. Gene Ontology annotation, biological process: negative regulation of DNA-templated transcription. The transcript has 7 exons.
AUGUGCGGGAAUGAAGUAGCGAUGGAGAGUUCGAACGAUGAAGCGUGCCGGCCUGCUGUGUCGCCGAUGGUGUCCCCCAACGGUUCCAACAAGAUCAUCGGUCGAAACGUGAAUGGAACCAUGGUGGUCACCUCAGCGCCCUCUAACGAAGCAGAGCUGCAACUGUACCGAGUAAUGCAACGCGCCAGCCUCCUGGCCUACUAUGACACUCUGCUUGAAAUGGGUGGUGACGACUUGCAGCAGCUCUGCGACGCUGGCGAGUCUGAAUUCCUUGAGAUCAUGGCACUCGUGGGAAUGGCAUCCAAGCCGCUGCACGUCAGACGUCUGCAGAAGGCCCUGCAGGAGUGGGUCAACAACCCGGCUUUGUUCCAGAUCCCCAUCGUCCCCAACCUUUGUCCUUCAGAAAACCCGUUCAUGGGGGUCGGACGAGGUUUAAUUGGCCUGCCUGCUGCUAUCCCGAGUGUCAUGUCACGAGCGGUGGCGUCACCUGAGAGCAACAGACCCGCGUACAGCCCCUCUCCAGGAGCACCAGAAAACAGCUGCGGUUCCACCGCGUCGGCGUGCAAUGCAAGUCCGGUGCACAAUCAGACUAAUUUCUCCAAAAUUGUGCUGCCGCCAUCCCCUGCGCCCGCAGCCCCCGUUACUACCUCUGCAUCUCGGUCGUUCUCCCCUCAAAGCGCGUGUCCUCCAUCCGCUGGUUCCAGUCCCGGAUCCGUCACCUCACCAGUCCUAACACCGGUUCUCUUGGAUGUGCAUGUACAAAAGCUAGCGGCAGCAGCUGAGAAGCUCAGCAAAAACUUGCCACAGUUGGAACCAAAGCCGCAAAACACUAAAAAGAAGAUGUGUAAGGAGUUGGAACUGGUUAUGCUUAUGCCUGAAUCGGAUCCUCGACGGAUGGAGGAGAUCAGGAAAUACGCGGCAAUUUACGGGAGAUUUGACUGCAAGAGGAAACCAGAGAAGCCUUUGACGCUGCACGAGGUGAUGGUAAACGAAGCAGCUGCACAGAUGUGUCGGUGCGUGCCGGCGCUGCUUACCCGCCGCGACGAGCUGUUCCCGCUCGCACGGCAACUCGUGCGCAGGGCGGGCCUGCACUACUCCAAACACAGUUUACCGCCCGCAGCGUCAGUGGGUGAGGAUCGAGAACGGGAUGAGGACGAGACACCCAGCAAGCGACCGCGCCAGGAGGAUGAAGGGGAAAAUGGAGUGCGAGCGAGCCCUGAGGCGGCGCGCAGCAACUCCACCCAGAGCUGGUGGGGUAAGACCGAGAGUGACGACGCCGACUCCCGCUGCUCCUACUCCAGCGCCAGCAGCCCUCCACCCCAGGCCAGCCCGCACCAUGAACAGGAGGAGAACCGCCCGCAAGUGGUAGCAGCGCGCGGGGACAGCAUCAUCGCCGUCGCCAACCCCGCCCUCGCCCCGCUGCCUGCGCACCCCCCGCACCCCGCCAGGAACCACUCCACCUGA